This is a messenger RNA of Hypoxylon trugodes, 2206 nucleotides long. Its product is annotated as cell wall assembly and cell proliferation coordinating protein. Bases 410 to 2008 code for a protein of 532 amino acids. Gene Ontology annotation, biological process: cell wall biogenesis; regulation of fungal-type cell wall biogenesis. The record is from RefSeq and is a predicted model, not a curated record. Gene Ontology annotation, cellular component: mating projection tip. The transcript has 3 exons. Lineage: Eukaryota; Fungi; Ascomycota; Sordariomycetes; Xylariales; Hypoxylaceae.
AUUGACGUCUCGACAAAAAAAGCCCGGUACCCGCCCAUUCUCCACAUAGCAUCCCGACCCGUCUCGUCUACCUCCUUUUUCGCGAUAAAGGGUUAAAAAAAGGAACUUUCCUUACUUCCUGCACCAUAGCCACCAACACUUACGACCGCCCCCUUCUAUCGUAACGGCUUUCCCAUCGUUCAAGAGUUUGGUUUAUUUUCAUCAAGCCUGCCUUACAUUCCCGUAGUGGUGUGCUUCGGCCCCAUUGUCGAUCCUUCACCUGCGGUCAUAGAACACCAGGACAGUCGUUGGUCGCAUAAUUCGAAUUAAUAUAAAUUCCGAAUCCUUUGGCCGCCAUAUUCCUAGAUAGGCCUGUCUAGCGAGCGUCUCAUUUUUCUCCUGUUGAACAGGUCGACUCUGAUUAUUCAAGAUGUCGCUUGGUUCCGCUUUUCGCUCAUUCUGGCAUACUAUGACCAGCUAUGAUAGACAUUCAACCUACGAUUCUCCUUAUCGAACAGGUCGCCAUGUACCUCUAAAUAGACAAAGUACUCUCACGUCGGUCGCUACUGCUUCAGAAUCCCGGGCCGACAUUACAUCCCCGUAUGCGGACGAGCUCGGUCGAUUAUCUACCAGUGUCGACGGCACUGCUUACACAGGCGCCGGGCUCCCAUCGGCAUCUCCCCUGUCCCCCGGUUCCAACGGUCCCUAUUCUCCCGGAUUAAGGUCUAUCAAUGCUCGACAACAAGGCACUAAGGACGAUGGGUUUGAGACGGUUAGUAGCCCAGGAGAGAUACCUAUGCAGUCGUUUGCGGAUGGUGGCCCUCCAGCGCCUCCAGUUACCCAUUCUUGGAGGCGGAUAGAUAAGUGGGCAGAAGAGAACUACCCGGAAUUAUUUGAUCAGCUAUGCGAUGGAUGUACGAGCAACGAUUUGAAUGAAUUGGAACAUCAGCUAGAUUGCUCUCUACCUCAGGAUGUUAGGGACUCCUUGGCGGUCCAUGAUGGACAGGAACGCGGCGGCAUCCCGACAGGAAUUAUUUUCGGCUCUAUGUUACUUGACUGCGAGGAAAUUGUUCAAGAAUGGGAUCAGUGGCGCAAGGUUAACCACCAAUAUCUUCUUGAAACAUCAGUUGUGAAACCUGCUGUUCCUUCCAAGGCAUUUGGUGGUAGCAAUCAGGCUUCCUCUUCCAAAUCAGCGCCCGGCUCGCCCGGCUCCCAGAAGGAGUCGUGGAGACAGGAACUCCAGGCUCGCCAAGAUUCCGUUCCUCAAGGUGCUGUUCAACGGGCCUAUGCGCACCCCGCUUGGAUUCCCCUCGUCCGAGACUGGGGCGGCAACAAUCUUGCUGUGGAUCUCGCUCCUGGCCCUACCGGUACUUGGGGUCAAAUUAUUCUUUUCGGUAGAGAUUACGAUACCAAGUAUGUCGUGGCAAAGUCCUGGGGCGCUUUCCUUGCAGUUGUCGCGGAUGAUCUCAAUAGCGGCAAGUGGUUCGUUGACGAGGAUACCAACGAGCUCAAGCUGCGUGAGUUUAAGACAACCCGUGUUGAGCCGCCUUACUUCGAAAUUCUUAGAUGGCGAAUGGACCAGAAGCAUGGGCGCGGUGCCAGAGUGGUCGCGAAACGAAGGUCAGCUGUCAUUGGCGGGCCUACUUCUCCUGGCGGUUCACCUUAUACUAGUCCUACAGACAGCAAUGGAGAAGCUCGUGGGCGUACGUUACAACGGCUUAGCAGCCCAUCCCCCCUUGGUAGUCCUAGCCGUCCCGGCUUUGGAAAGGCGAGUCCCCUUGCACGAGUCGCCGAAGAAUCGUCAUCUCUCCCGGAUACGAAGCUCAAUACAAAUGGUAUAAAUGGUGUAAAGCAGCCUAAGCUCGUGGAAGUGGAGACCCCUCGACCCAGCGAUGAGGUGAACCAAAGUCCCAAAUUUCCAACUGCAGCUGAAACCAAAGGCAAAGACGCGAUCCUUUCAAAGGCUGCAACGGCAAAUGGUAACGAGGGCGAACAGUUAGAAGAAGGAAUGAAGACGAUUGAGAUCUGAUAUGAAAAUUCAACGACCAGCAACGACGGGCAUUGUACCACGACUACAUAAUAGACAACAAAAGGGUGGCGUUAUGGAAUCAGAUCUGGCGCUAAUAAGCACCGCAGAAAGCUGCGGUGGUAUGACCCUUUCUGAUUAUACACGUUCCGUUACAAUCAGUGUCUACAUUGAUAAAAACGGGAUUUGGACAUGCCUUCG